Messenger RNA from Paramecium sonneborni, 3720 nucleotides. The record is from the annotation of a GenBank genome assembly. NCBI's taxonomy places the organism in Eukaryota, Ciliophora, Oligohymenophorea, Peniculida, Parameciidae.
AUGUAAUUAACUCGAUAAGGACUAGUUAGAAUAAAAUACUCAUCUUAACAGAAAUUUUUUCAUGAUAAUUUUAAUAGGUAUAAUUUUGACAAAAAUACCAUUGUUGUUGAUUACAGCAAUGUUGAUAUUGAAAAAUUGAUACCUCAAUUAUUUACAAAAUAAAAUUACAAAUUUUGCACUUAUUUACACAAUAUUGACUAUCAACAUGAUAUAAUUAUUAUUAAUCCAGCAUUAGUAGAUUAAAUUAAGAUUGAUGGUUACUAAAUAGUUGAAAUUUAGACUCCAAUUUUGCCAAUUGAAUAAAGAAGAUUUUUAAAUGAUUUCAAUACUUAAGAAUAAAAAUUAUUAUUGAUACAUUAAACUGUUAUGUAAUAAAUUAAGGAGGAAAAAGAUAUUUUAAUCUAUUGUAUGGAUUCUAAUGAAAUUGAAUAUCUCAGGAUAUUAUUUGAAUAAAAUUAAAUUAAGGUAAUUGUUAAAAUUGAUAAUGAAUUUAAUCAACUUUUUGAUAAAAUUAUUUAUUAAUAAAACUAUCCAAAUACUGUAUUUUUAUUAAUGGAACCUUAAUAAUUAGACUCCUCUAAUAUCACUUUAAUAAUUCACACGAAUUAAAAAGAAAUCAUAAAAAAAAGAGAUGAUAAUAGUAUUGAAUAUUCGUAUUAAAUUUUAAGUCAAGUUGAUUUAUAAGUUCGAGAAAUCUUAAGAUCAAACAAAGAAGGAACUAUGAUUUAUUAUGCUUUUUCUGAAUAGUAAUAUUUAUAGAUACCAAUUUAAACUUAAAAAUAAACUAACGUAGAUUUAGAAAGUGAUAAUUUUUAAAAACUAUUGUAUAAUCUAAGAUAAUAAGAAAAUGUUAAACAAUUAUUAAAAUUUGGAAUUAUGAUUGCUGCCCUUUUUACAUCUGGACAAUUACUUUAUGUAAUUGAAAAACCUAACUUACAAAAAUAAUUAAAUAUCAAAGCUAGUUAAUUUUGGUCUAAACAAGGCGAUUAUCAUUCAUGGUAUAACAUAGUAAUGUAAAUCAUUAUUUUAAUAAAUUCAGAUGAAGAUGAAAAAACUUCAAAUAUUAUUAAGAAAUUUUGUCAAGAUAAUAAAAUAAAUUUAGUAAAAGCGUUAUUAAUAAUUUCAAAACUUAAAUAAUUGUCUUUUCUCUAUGAAAUCCCUGAACUUGAUUUAUUAGAUGAAUUUCAUCAAUUAAAUUUGAAAAAAUAAUCCAGUAGCAUUGAUGGUUCUUAAAUUGAUAAUGAAUAUUAAUUUGAAUAGUUAUUUCCUAUAUCAAAAGAUUUUAAAAUACACAAAAACUCCUUAUAAAAAAUAUUUAAGAUUAAUGUUCCAUAAUAUAUUCUUGGGAUUAAGGAAAAUUAAGUAUUAUACUCAAUUAUCACAGAUAACAAAUUGAGGAAAAUCUCAAUUCAAGAACAUAUUAUCUAAAAUAUAUCUACUGCAGUAAUGAAUUUAUUGUGGAAUAAUGAAGAAUCUGAAAUAUGUAAAUUAGAAUUAAAAUAUUAAUGUAUCAUUGAACCAUUCAAUAUCAACAACCUUGUCAUCUAUUCUAAUAAUAGUAAGUAAGUUGAAGAAGAUUUAGUUAGUAUCAUUUAAAAAUUAACAAUUUAAAUAAGUUAAUCCAUUAAAGAAUAUGAGUAUUAAAAUUCCAACAUUAGAUUCAUUAUUACUAAUGGAGGACUAAUUGAAAAAUGCUAUUAUUCUAAUAAUUCCAUCUUAGAAAUUUCUUAGCUUAGUUUAGAAACUAACGAAGCUGAAAUUAGAAGUUUAAUUGAACCUUACUCUUUAAUUAAUACAAUUACAUUAAUUAUAUAUAAAACAUAAUAAAUUGCCUAAAUUGAUUUAAGAGACAAAGAUGCAACCUUAGAAAUAAUAAAUGAUCUUGAUGAAACAGAAUUUUAAGGAUGCAUUAUAAAAGUUUCAUCUACUUACAUAAAAAAAGAGUAAAAUAAAAAAUUUCAUCCUUAUAUAAUUAAGCUCUCUUGGUUUAUAUACCAUUGUAAAGGUAAUGCUGAAAUAAUUUUCAUCAAUGAAAAGGCUGCAGAGGAAUUCUAUAUGCAAUAUAAUGAUACAAUUUUAGAUGGUAAAAAAAUGAUUAUGUAACUUAUUAAUGAAAUAGUGAAAAUCUCUAAUUUAUCUCGAUUUAUUACAGAAUUAGAUUUGUUUAGAUUGAGUGAAAAAAUAAAAUCUAUUAGUAUUUCUAAAUCAAUACUAUAUGAACCAAAAUUUGAUAUAUUUUCAAAAGUAGAGUAACUUUUAAUAGAGGAAAAUAAAAAUCAUCAUAUAGGAUAGACACAUUAACAUCUCUAUCGAAUAAAAAAUUAGAGAAAAGAUUAUAGAAGGAUUCUAAAAUUAGGUGUACCUUCUAUAAAUUUUGUUAAUUCUGCUUUGACUAAUUUUAAUAAUACGUUGAUAUAAUUGGGAUUAAAAUAAGUCAAAUUAUAUUGUGAAGCUUAAUAUAGACACCAAUUUAAAGUUAAAUAAACUUUUAUAAAGUUUGUGAGAAAUAAUAUUAAAUCAAUUUAAUAAAAGUUUAAUAAUUUAUUUAAAAUAGAUUAGGUAGAUAAUUUAGGUUUUGAAAUCGAAUUACAUUUAGUUUCAAAUAAUUAUUUAGUAUUUUCUAAGGUUAGAGAUACUAUAUAAAAUAUAAUAGAUGGAUAUGUAAUUAAUUUUGGAGAAUCAAAUACUAUUUUAUUUAGUGAUGUUGGAUAAUAAUUUCUUUAAGAAUUAGAAAUUUAAAAAAGUGUAAUUAUAAGCCUUGAUUAAUUUAAGAAGAUUAUCAAGGUUUAUUGUUUGGAUGAACAAUUUUAAGAGUUAUAAGAUAUUAUGAAAUAAUUUUUAGAAUCUAAUUCAACACUUACAGUUAGAUUGACACCUCAAAAAUUGAAGAAAUUAUUGGGAGAUGAUUAUUAAGGAUUAAUAUUUAUAUAAUAAAAAUUUAAACUAACAGAUGUAAUUCCUCUAAAAAAAACAAAUUAAUUAAAAUUAUCAGGAUAAGCAAAGAAUCUUGAAGAAGCAAUUUAAUAAAUAGAAGCAUAUUUAGAAUCGAAAGAUGAAAAUAUUGAAAAUAAUACUAUUAACGAAGAUAAUUUAUGUUGUUAUUGUUUAAACUAAAUGAAGUAGCCUUAUAUUUUAACAAAUUGUAAUCAUAAAUUUUGUACAGAAUGUUUAAAUUACGAUUUUUAAAAUUCAAUAAAAGAUAUAAAUUCUUUACCAAUUAGAUGUUCUCUUUGUUCUAGUUCUAUUCUAUUAGAAGAUAUAUAGAAUAUUUUAGGUUAAGCAAAAUAUGAGAAAUUGGUAGAAUUAUCAAUAAAUAAAUAUGUGAAUGAUAUGAGAGGAGUUUUGAUAUUUUGUUUUAAUCCAGGAUGUUCAAAUAUUUUGAGAAUAAAAGGAGAAAUAGUAUUCUGUGAAAAUUGUAAAAUAACUUAUUGUAUAAAAUGUAAAGUAUAAAUGCAUUAUGGAAUGACAUGUUGGGAAUAUUAAACAGGUGAUUAAAAAAUUUUGGAAGAAUUGAUGAAAAAGGAAGAUAUAAGAUUUUGUCCUGUUUGUAGAUCUUUAGCAUAAAAAAUAUCAGGAUGUAUGUCAGUAGCAUGUUCUAGUUGCAAAAAAUAUAUUUGUUGGAAGAAUCUUCCUAAUAGUGAUAAACCUUGUAUGAAAAUAUUUAUUAGUUCAAGUGAAUGUCAUACUCAUUUAACAAAUGUUCAUGGUGGAUAUUAUUGA